AUGCGCUGCUCCACCCUGCUCGGCAUCCUCACCGGGGUGCUUCUCUACCUGGUGCUGGGAGCUGUGGUGUUUCGAGCCUUGGAGACACCACGAGAGGAGGACAAGUACAAUCAUCUGCAGGACAUACGGCGGAACUACUUGGGGAACUAUACCUGCAUGGGCCCAGAUGAACUACAGACCCUUAUAGAGGAAGUAGUGGAGGCCGUCGGUGCAGGUGUAGAUCCCAGCAGCAACAUCACCUUCGUCAGCCAGUGGGAUCUGGCCAGUGCCUUUUUUUUCUCAGGGACUGUCAUCACAACCAUCGGUUUUGGAAACAUCUCCCCUAAGACAGAAGGAGGGCAGCUGUUCUGCAUCUUCUACGCCCUGGUGGGAAUCCCACUGUUUGGUAUCCUGCUUGCUGGAGUCGGAGACCAUCUGGGUACUGGGCUGAGGAAAACUGUUGCCAAAAUAGAGACUCUCUUCCGGAAAUGGAAAGUCAGUCCAACCAUUGUGCGUGUCAUCUCAGCCGUCCUGUCCAUCCUGCUGGGUUGCGUCCUCUUUGUUGCAGUGCCUAUCCUGGUUUUCCAAGAGGUGGAGAAGUGGACUCUCCUGGAGUCGGCCUACUUUGUAGUUAUCACCCUUACAACAGUGGGUUUUGGAGACUAUGUUGCAGGGGAUUCUGGAAAUGCAGGGAGUGACCACUGGUACAAGCCUCUGGUGUGGUUCUGGAUCUUGCUGGGUCUUGCCUACUUUGCAUCUAUCCUGACAAUGAUUGGUAACUGGCUUCGGGUUCUGUCUAAGAAGACCAGAGCUGAGAUGGAGGAGCUUCGAGCCCACGCCACUGACUGGACUCAAAACAUCCAGAAUAUGUCGGUAGACUUUCGCAUUGCAGGAAAAAUUGAUGACCCCUUCAAGCGUCGUCGGCGAAAGCGUCGCCACGGCCCUCGCAGCCAUGGUCACAGUGUGUCUGCUAAUGGGAGGGCCGCUGAGGGGAAAGAGGAGCAGCAGGGUGAGGGUCAUUCAGAGUCUGGAUCAUACACCUCUUCCUCCUCCUCUAAUGAAUCAGGGUCUGGAUCAGAAUCAGAUUCUCAGGCCACUCAGACGGAACAAGUGCCUGAAGAAAAACCUGCAGAGCCUGAGAAGGCGGAGACUCCAGAUCUACCAGAUCCUCACCUGUCUCAACCUCUGGACUACUUUGGGGAGAACCUUGCCUUUAUUGAUGAGUCCUCAGACGCCCAGAGUGGGAAGCUACAUUUGGAUCCUCUGCUGGAUACAUCACAGUCCAACUGUGCACGCUCUCGUCCGCCCAGAAGGAGACGCCAAAGAAGACCUGUCCCACAGAGAAGCCCUAAAAUCAACGGCUCCAACCGGGACAAGAAGGAGCCCAAUGUAAACCCAAAACAAGUUCCAGGUCUACCAGUGAAGCCUUAAAAUCCAAGCUGAUUACAGAAACUCCACUGCUAGCACAAGUAUCCACUUGAGAGAUAUAAGAUGUGUUCAUAAUCUGACAGAGGAGUUUUCAGCGUAGCAAUUUAUUUGUGUAUAUGUAGCCUAGAGCUUCCUUACAGACACUUAAGAUGAAAACAUGUUGCAGAAGCCUUAGCCACUUGUGGUUUGCAUCUAAUGCUCUUAGCAUGCGAGUGUGUAUGACUCAAUCAGAAAUGAUGAAGUGAUUUUUAUGCCAAUGUUCCCAUUAC
Molecule: messenger RNA, 1676 nt
Organism: Centropristis striata (black sea bass)
Lineage: Eukaryota; Metazoa; Chordata; Actinopteri; Perciformes; Serranidae
Gene: kcnk4b
Product: potassium channel subfamily K member 4
Exons: 6
Coding region: 1-1410 (469 amino acids)
Biological process (GO): potassium ion transmembrane transport; stabilization of membrane potential
Cellular component (GO): membrane
Molecular function (GO): potassium ion leak channel activity
Source: RefSeq, a predicted model, not a curated record